Molecule: messenger RNA, 4325 nt
Organism: Cydia fagiglandana
Lineage: Eukaryota; Metazoa; Arthropoda; Insecta; Lepidoptera; Tortricidae
Gene: nwk
Product: protein nervous wreck
Exons: 19
Coding region: 70-3045 (991 amino acids)
Biological process (GO): regulation of actin filament polymerization; neuromuscular synaptic transmission
Cellular component (GO): neuromuscular junction; recycling endosome
Molecular function (GO): protein binding
Source: RefSeq, a predicted model, not a curated record
UCGCGACGCGGACGAGUUACCCACCGCACGCAAGCGUGCGCGGCCAUCGAUCGGGCGAAGGCAGGCACCAUGCAGCCGCCGCCGAGAAAGAGUAACUACACCAAGUUCCUGAAGAACUUGCACACGGAGCAGAUAGCCAAGCUCCACGCCAAGAACCAGCAUGAGUGCGACCUGCUGGAGGAUCUCCGGACCUACACCAUCAAACGGUCGGCCAUUGAGAAAAGCUACUCCGAGGCCUUGCUGAAAAUAUCUUCAGGGUAUCUCAGUAAGAAGAUCCCAAAUAUCCCGGACAUCAAAGUCGACGGAGCGGAGGAAAAAUGGAAUAUGUGGAACGUGUGGCGCACGGUCCUGGAGGAGAACGAGAAGCUGGCGCGCGCGCGGCUCGCCGCCGUCGAGGUCUUCCAGCAGCAGAUCGCGGACGAGGCUAAAAUGCUGCGCCAGCACAAGAUCAACGUCGCCAAGAAGUGCACGGACUCCCUGGCGCAGGCGCACAAGGAGCUGCAACUCACAGUGAUCGACGUCGACAAGACCAAGAAGCUGUACUUCGACGAGGAACACACGGCCCACGACGUCAGAGAUAAAGCCAAAGACAUCGAGGAGAAAUUGAAGAAGAAGAAAGGUUCUUUCUUCCAAUCGAUAACCUCGCUCCAAAAGAACAGCGCCAAGGUAUCGUCGCGUCGCGAUCAACUCGAGGAGAAGUCAACGGGCGCUAGGAACGACUAUCUGCUCAGCAUCGCCGCUGCCAACGCCCAUCAGAAUCGCUACUUCCUCGUAGAACUGCAGACCUGCAUGCAGAACAUGGAGUCAGCCGUAUAUGAAAAGGUGUCAGAGUUCCUGACCCUCAUGGGCCGCACCGAGCUGCUGACCUGCUCCGCCACCCAGCAUUCGUUCGGCAAGAUCCGGGACCAGGCACAACAGCUCACCCGGGACUAUAACCUGCAGUGCGUGUAUCUCUACUACCCGGUGCUGAAGCAACACAUUCAGUACGACUACGAGCCAUGUGACAACGACCCCGUCGACAUCGUUACCAUGGAACACGAGUCCGUGGCGCAGACGCUGGCGCAGGAGGCGCGGCGCUGGGCCACGCGCGUCGUACGCGAGACCGCGCUGGUGCGGGACGCCACCCGCAAGCUGCACUUAUACCAGGCCAUGCGGGAGGCGGGACAGAAGACGGACCCGAACGACCCGAACGGGCCGGACCUGGAGACGCGCAUGGACGAGCUGCGCUCCAACAUCCGCCGCUCCGAGACCUCGAAGGCCAAGUACGAGGCGCGGCUCGAGUGCCUGCGGAACAGCAGCGCGCCCGUCGACGAGUGGCUCAAGGAGAUCGACCUGCUGGCCGUGCAGGACACGCUGCCGCGCAGCUCCAGUCUGCUCAGCGUGAGGACCGACGCGUCCGGGGCUGCCGACCAGCCGAGCUCCGACUCAUUCUACGACAGCGACAACACGGAGGGCGAGCAGGCCCCGGCCGCCUCCGUGUCGGGCCACCAACGGACCACCUCCGGCUCGCAGCACGAGGACGAACACGACGAGGAGGUCGACACGGCGCUGGAGGAGGAGAGGAUGCGCAUGGAGCAGCUGGCCGUGGGCUGGGACGACCCCACGCAGGUCAACUGGGGCGAGGAGCCGGAGGCCGAGGCGCCGGCCGCCGGCGUCGAGGCGCCCGCCGCUCCGCUCUACAAGUGCACCGCGCUCUACUCCUACACCGCCCAGAAUCCAGACGAGUUGUCGAUCAUAGAGAACGAGCAGCUGGAGGUGGUCGGCGAGGGCGACGGCGACGGCUGGCUGCGCGCGCGCAACUACCGCGGCGAGGAGGGCUACGUGCCCCACAACUACCUGGACGUGGAGCGAGAGCAGGCCUCAUCCAAUCCUGGUCUGGUCACUCAGAUAUCGUUCUCUUCUGUGGACUAUACCGUGGAAGGGGAGGACGCGGACGUGGUGCAGUCCCCGGACCAGAUCUCGGUGAUCUCGGCACCGGUGGCGAAGGCCGACGAGCCGAAGGCCGAGGCUCUGAACACGGAGCUGGCGAGGGCCGUCGAAGAGUCCCAGUCGGAGUGGCCGACCCUAGGCUACUGCUUCGCCCUUUAUGACUACGAUGCUGAUGCCACUGAUGAACUUAAUCUUGAAGAAGGACAGAUAAUCCGCGUGGUCUCGCGCGACGCGCACGGCGUCGACGACGGCUGGUGGCGCGGCGAGGCCAACGGCGUCAUGGGCAACUUCCCCUCGCUGAUCGUCGAGGAAUGUGACGAGAACGGAGAGCCCCUGAGCGGCGGUGAGGACGAGUGGUCGCCGCCGGACUCCGCCCCGCCGGUGUUCGCCUCACCCCCGGGGUCGCCCACCACCGGGGGCUUCGACGACCAACUGAUCAUCGGAGACAACAACAAUGGGAAAGACGCCCCGCCGCCCGCGGCGCCGCCGCCGCCGCCGCCCGCCGACGCCGACGCCGACGCCGACGCCGACGCCGGCGACGACAUCGACCUCGGCGACUCUAUGGACAGUCAGCCCGACUUCAGCUUUAACCUGGAGCUAACUAAGAACCAAGUUGAGCAAUACGGGAGCCAGUUUGAAGGGCAGGAGGAGAGCGUCGUCGCGCCUGCCGUUACUAUCGUUGUCGAUGAGGUUGUCGCUGAAAAUUGGAACGAGGACGAGGAGGAGCCGGCGCCGCCGCCGCCGAAGCCUGCGCCGCCCAAAGUUGAGCUCUCGGACGACGGCGGGCUCGGCGUGGCGCAGAUCGUGAUCACCGCCGCCACGCCCAUGGUGGAGGAGCCCGAGCAGCCCUUCCCUCCGCCGGAGCCGGAGCCCGAGCCCGAGGAGGACGAGUCCUCCAUCUCCGAGCAGACCGCUGUCUGCGUGCCCGACCAGGCCGAGGCCCCGCCCGCCAACAGCUCGACGGCCUCAGAGGGCGAGUCCACCGGCGCCUCCGGGCCCCCCACCGCGCCGCAGUCCCCGCCCGCGGCGCCGCGCGCCGGCCGCGCCUCCAUACCCGACGAGCUCGAUUCGGCCCAACUUGCUAGGCUCACUGACUUGAAAGAAUCCAACGCUUAAACUUGCUACUGUAUCUAUUUCUUUCUCUACGGAAGAACCGUUUUUCACUCUCUCGUUUCAGUGACAUCGUGGCUAUCACACCGGUUUGAAUGAAACUAUCUCGCUCAGUAACUCGGUAUACGAAUGUAUAUGUAGAUAUGGAUCAUAUUAAUUUAAAACUUCAUUAUUUUAGAUUGAUACUUGGAUUGACCGCAUAGUGAAAGAGCCUGCCGUAAGAUGAGGUAACUAUAGUCAUUAAAAGUACAAGUAUGCUCCAGUUUUUAACGUUGAUUCUUAACGAGUCUUUAUGAUUUUACCCGUUUCAUUUAUUUUGGAGCUUGAGAUGUACACUAAUGCUCGCUUAUGCUUGCUAUAUUUUAUACUCAAUAUAAUUUGAAAAAUACUUAUACUCGUACAUAUUUUACCAGAACUUGAAUUUGGACCAAUUGUAAGUUGUGGACUAAAGUUACCUGAUUUUACGGUACUUUUUAUACCUAACAGUGGCGGCGCGUCAAACAUAUCCAUAGGCAAGCCGGGGCUAAUUUGGCUUACCCAUUUCCCUUACAACUGCUCAAACGUCCAAAAACAGGCAAGCCGGUGGGAAUCGGCUUUUAUGGACGCGCCGCCACUGAUACCUAAGUAUCUAUAUAGCUCCAGCGUACAAAAAAGAAUAAUACAGCGAUAGCGGCGAGCAUCACAUCAUUGUGUUUUACAAAAUACAAUAAUGUGAGAUCAAUAACGAGUAACAAAUAUUUAAUAUUAAAAGAGCGAGUUUUGCGAGCGAGUGUCUAACGGUUCGGGCAGGCCGGUGCUCGGCUGGACAGAUCCGUUGAAUGUCGGCCCGGUCAGUGGAGCUGUACAUACAUACUUAUUAUAUACUGGUUACUGCUAGGUGUAAUAGCACGAUCUAGUACCUGCUGACUAGGGGUAUGAGAACAUCGCGAACUGGCCAACGAUCCUUUUUAUUAUAAAUGUAUCACCAUUGUUAAAUACUUACAAUAUAAGUUUCUUUUAAACGCGCAUUCUUAGGUGCCUCAAGACUGUAUAGGAAGUGGUAUACUUUAAUAACUGUAAUCAUAUUAUAUCUUGCGUCCAUAUGACGUCUUGUUACAACGAAAUAGUCGGAUGGUUAUUACCUUAUAUUUAUCACAUGCAUAUACCUACAUUCUCCUCUGUGUUGAACGUGAGAGAUGUUGUUACUUUUUAUGUACAAUCAGCAGCAUAAGUUGCUAAGCGGGCGAGGUGUUAAAAAUGAUCUUGACGCGACUUUAUUGUUAAGAGAAUAAGAGCGUGUCAAGGUU